Strongyloides ratti is the source of this 615-nucleotide messenger RNA. RefSeq lists its product as hypothetical. The record is from RefSeq and is a predicted model, not a curated record. The transcript is spliced from 2 exons. NCBI's taxonomy places the organism in Eukaryota, Metazoa, Nematoda, Chromadorea, Rhabditida, Strongyloididae. The coding region runs from base 1 to 615 and encodes 204 amino acids.
AUGAUUUCAUAUAUUGUUUUUGGAGAAGGUAUUGAUACUGAAUGUAUUUUACAGAAUAAUUGUGUUGAUAAUGUUAUUUAUCAAUUAAAAAAUUAUGGAGUUAGAUUUGCUAAAACAUCUGGAGAAAUAUGUGAUACAUUUGAUCAAGUUUUUGAUGAAUGCAUGGGAAGAGAUUGUAUUCUUAAUGAACUUGGCUUAUGUUCAGAUGAAGUUGUUUUUGUUGUUCGUGAACCUUCUUAUUAUAGUGAUAUUGUAUAUCUGGAUGAUGAUGAACUUUUAGCAAAUGAUUUAAGAAGAUACCUUCCAUCAAAUGAAUAUGAUGUUGAUCAAACUACUGAUGAUACCUCAAGACUAAAUGUUAAUGAUAAUAAUGAUUUCAGUGGAGAUUUUGAAGGUAGAAAUAACGAAAAUUUUGAUGGAGAACGAAAGAAUGAAACAGAGGAAAGAUCUGGCGAUGAGCCUAGAGAGCAACCACCUGAUGAACCAAAAGAAGAACCUCGAAAUGAACCAACUGAAGAGCCAUCAAAUGAGGAACCAGAAAGUAUUCCAGAUCCUCCAAAAGAUGAUGAUAACAAUACAAAUUUUGACAAGAAUAAAGAAGAUUCUUUAAAUUAG